AAAUUCAAUAAUAAAAUUGGUGGAUUGAGAUUUUAUGAGUGGAGAAAUUAGAGAAGUAUCAAGAGCGGUGGUAAAAACCCAGAAAAUUCCAAUUUUAGAGUUAAAAUUUUCUCGAGAAAAUUUAACUAAGAAAUUUUUUUAAAGCCCGAAUUUUAUUUUCUGAGAAACGAGCCAAACAAAACCAAACUAAGAGGGAGUAGAAGGAAGAGGAGGAGGAGAAGAACAGCGAAAGAGGGUAAAUUGUUCGAUUCCUUUGAAACCCUAGCUUUGCAUAGAAUUUUGCUGUUGGACAAUGUAGAAAAGGGGUUUAAUUGGGUUUCUUCUUUGUUUGUCUUCGUUUUCUGUGUCAAUUAUUGGUGAGUUGUACUUUUGUUUCGAGUUUGUUGUGAGAAUUUUGAAUUUAAUGUCGGGUUUUGGGGGGGCAAUUCGGGUUUUUAAUUGUAGCUUGGGUUGAAAAUUUUCGUGUUUAUGGUUGGCUUAUUGAGUUAGAUUUUGGGGUUUGCGUGAAUUUGUGGUGUUUUUGAUGAGUUAAUUUAUUUGAAUUUUGGGGUUUAAUUGAUUUGGGUUACGAUAAUUUUAUUAUGGGUCAGUUGGUUCUGUAACGUUUAUGAUGUUGUUGAAGUUGGAAACUUGGGAAUUGGGAUGCGAUUUGGGAGUUGAAGUUAGCAAAAGCUUCCUGAUGUUACGAAAUUCAAAGAGUGAGCAAUUGGAUAUCGGGGAUUCUGUGCACUUGGUGGCGUCAUGACGUCUUCUGUGCAUGAACUUUCUGACAACUGUGAGGCUGAAGAGCAGCAAAACCACUCAGAUUCUCAGAACCAGUCUUCUUCUCCUGCACCUGGAAUGCCUAAUACUGUAAUGUCAGCUCCAAAUGUUCAGUAUGCAACUAGUCCGCAAUUUGGAGCAGGACAUGCAGUGGCACCGGCGGCAGCUUAUCCGUAUCCAGAUCCUUACUACCGAAGCAUCUUUGCUCCCUAUGAUGCACAACCUUAUCCUCCACAGCCUUAUGGGGGACAACCAAUGGUCCAUCUUCAGUUAAUGGGGAUACAGCAAGCUGGUCUUCCAUUGCCAUCAGAUGCCGUUGAGGAACCUGUGUUUGUGAAUGCAAAACAAUAUCAUGGCAUCUUGCGACGCCGACAAUCUCGUGCAAAAGCAGAAUCAGAAAAUAAAGUUAUCAAGUCUAGGAAGCCAUACUUGCAUGAAUCUCGACAUUUGCAUGCGUUAAGAAGAGCUAGAGGAUGUGGAGGCAGGUUCCUUAAUGCGAAGAAAAACGAAAAGCAUCAAGAUGAAGAAGAUACACAGGUUGACAAAUCACAGUCUCACAUCAAUUUGAACUCAGAUAAAAACGAACGAGCCCCUGCAGAUGGCACAACUUGAAUAAUCUGGAAGAAUCAUUCAAAGGGGUCUCACAAAAAUCAGUUAGUCAUAAUCAAAUGCUAGGAAAACUAAGAUCCGCUGGUGGGUUCGUUGGCUAGUUGGUAGCUGAUGUUCGUGCAUCAUGACGGGGUCUAUACUUCGACCGAGUAGUGUGAAUAGGUUUUUUCAAGUGGUAAAUUUGUAGGAAAUGUUACAAAGAUGAAGCAGUGAAGUCUUUUUGAAAAGCACGUGAUAGUUUCCUUUUCUCCAUGAGGAGAUUACUACUUCAUUUUGGCCUUUGCUUAAUGAGGUUGGAAACUUGUUUUCCUUAACAAAACUCAAAAAGAGAGUCGUUGUAGUUUGGUUUGAUUAUGUGUCAUUAGUUUUAGAAGAUAAUCAGAUUUAGAUGCUGUGAGAUGUGGUAUUAGUUUCAUUCCAUUAUUGUCAAUUGAGGAAUAAAAGGUGAGUGGUGUUGGCUUGAAAAAAAAA
This is a messenger RNA of Cannabis sativa, 1842 nucleotides long. RefSeq names its product nuclear transcription factor Y subunit A-7. The record is from RefSeq and is a predicted model, not a curated record. The transcript is spliced from 6 exons. Gene Ontology annotation, cellular component: CCAAT-binding factor complex. Gene Ontology annotation, molecular function: RNA polymerase II cis-regulatory region sequence-specific DNA binding; DNA-binding transcription factor activity, RNA polymerase II-specific. Gene Ontology annotation, biological process: regulation of transcription by RNA polymerase II. The coding region runs from base 742 to 1374 and encodes 210 amino acids. Lineage: Eukaryota; Viridiplantae; Streptophyta; Magnoliopsida; Rosales; Cannabaceae.